AUGUCCAAGCUACCCCUCGUGCCGGAACGAGUCAGUAUACUACAGACACAGUUCCUCUUUCGUUCUUUAUAUUUGCCAGAAGAUGCACUGCUUGCUUGUCGGUUACCUUAUAUCCGCAAUACCAGAGGAAACCAGUGGUAUGCUCUCUCUCAUACAUCGCUUUGGAAAACGAUGCUGUCUACUACUGAGGAACCCGAUACUCGAUCACUCAAGGCUGCUAAAUGGCGCUUUUUGCAACGGGAUAUAGAGAUCCGCCAACGAUGCCAAAACUCCAAACUGCUUUCUAGCUGCCAGCGUAGUCGCUGUGUACGCUGGAGAUUAGGCUGGCUUCCUGGUGGUAAACCUCGACCAUGUCCUAAGCAUCCAAUGCAGCAGCUAUCUAAGAAUCACGCUACUAGUUGCCUUGAUAUGCAUCGACGUCUAUCCAUGCCUGCAACUAUACGCGAUCCAUUGUCAUUCAUUCCGAAUAUGCUUCCUUUACGCCCUUCGGUUCCCCCAAACCUAGUCCUAAUCUGA
This is a messenger RNA of Rhizopus microsporus ATCC 52813, 516 nucleotides long. RefSeq lists its product as uncharacterized. The transcript is spliced from 2 exons. The coding region runs from base 1 to 516 and encodes 171 amino acids. Lineage: Eukaryota; Fungi; Mucoromycota; Mucoromycetes; Mucorales; Rhizopodaceae. The record is from RefSeq and is a predicted model, not a curated record.